Messenger RNA from Aspergillus versicolor CBS 583.65, 638 nucleotides. RefSeq lists its product as uncharacterized. The record is from RefSeq and is a predicted model, not a curated record. The transcript is spliced from 3 exons. Bases 62 to 313 code for a protein of 83 amino acids. NCBI's taxonomy places the organism in Eukaryota, Fungi, Ascomycota, Eurotiomycetes, Eurotiales, Aspergillaceae.
CUCGUAGGCAUAGUAAACCGCCCAUAUAGCUAUUCAGGAACAACUCGGUACCUGGCCCUAGAUGAACGCACCUGUCAGCCCUAGCCCGUUUCAUACAGCAAUAGCAUUCUCCAUAGAUAGCGCCAAAAUUUCUCCGGAGGGGGAUAGUCAGGAAGUGGGGGUUGGGACCUUCAACCGUUUGAGUAUCGAUGUCAAAGACGAAGGAGGCCUAUCAAAGUCAAUACCAAAAAGGCGUGGCGAAAAACAGGACGUGACGUCGAUUGGGCAUCCGCAGUAUCCUGAAGCAUCCAGAGUUUUGGUGGAGAUUAAUUAAUAUCCCUUAGGCUGUUCUUCACCCUCGCGAUCUCCGGGGUGCGGGGGAGGCGCAGGAAUCCCGUCAAUUGCAGGCAAGCCCCAGGCUCUGCACGAGAGUUCGGACAACGCCAGUGUUUCGCUUAUCGCCUGACUCGACUUUUGACAGCCAAGAGCGCUCCACAUAGUCAAAAUUCACAAGCAUUCAGCACGGCCAUCUUGGAGAACAGAUCUGAGCCUAUCCCAAAAAGCAUCGAAGUUGUAGCAUCAUCACAGCUGACAGGGGUGUGCCGUGAAGGAUGCCGGUUUGUCGUCGAGAGCGUACCUUGCCGAUCAUUGCCUCUCUG